Messenger RNA from Monopterus albus (swamp eel), 1048 nucleotides. RefSeq names its product sciellin (gene scel). Gene Ontology annotation, biological process: epidermis development. The transcript has 15 exons. The coding region runs from base 266 to 907 and encodes 213 amino acids. Lineage: Eukaryota; Metazoa; Chordata; Actinopteri; Synbranchiformes; Synbranchidae. The record is from RefSeq and is a predicted model, not a curated record. Gene Ontology annotation, cellular component: cytoplasm.
CUCACCUUCUAGAACUCUUUCCAGCAGUAAAGAUGCGGAAGAUCAACUUUAUGACAAACUCAUUCCUUCAACUAUCAGGGAUGAUUACCCAGCUGCUGACAGCAAAACAAGCAUCUCCAAAACUGAGACUGUGAUAGUAAAAAGUGGCAAAAACAAUGAUGAUGAGGACAAUUUCUAUGAUACAUACAGGUCCAGGUCCAGAGAUAAUGCCACAGACAACAAAACAACUGUCUCUAGUACUGAGAGUGUGACAGUGAGAAAUGGCAUGAGUGGAGAUGGCACUAUAACUUCAACCAAAACAAGGACAGCCUCUAAACCUGAAGAUGAGCUGUAUGGCACUCUCUUACCAAGCGGUAUUACAUCAAGCGUCAAAUCUUCUACAGUCAGCAAAUCAAGCGUCUCAAAGAGAGAGGUCAUCACAGUGGAGAGCAGCAGAAGCUCAUACUCUGAUCUUUCCUCCAUUGGCACCACCACCUCCUACAGCAUCAGUAGCAAGCCCAGCACUGACAGUAAAACCUACUCCUACUCCAGACCAGACACCAGCUAUGAGUACAGCAGUGUCACCAGUCCCUCUGUCUACACCUCAUCAUCAUACAGAAGUAGCAGCAGGUCAGAAGACAUGCCAGAUUCAGUCUUCUCUAAAUCCUCCAGCAAGAGUGUGUACGGAGCUCCUGAUAGGCUGGUUCUUGAGAAAGACUUGUGCACUUACUGCCGUAAGCCCUUCACCGCAGAUGCCAAGAUGGUCCUGGAGGACUUGAGCAUCAACUGCCAUGCUUCCUGCUUUAAAUGUGGGGUGUGUAACAGCUCUCUGAGCCAUCUGAAAGCUGGGGACAGCAUGUGGGUCUACAAACGCAUGGUGCACUGUGAGAACUGCUUUGAGAUCACCAGAGAUAAAUGGAGACGCUAAGUUUCUCCCCAGCAUUCACUGGAGGUCUAGCAUAUGUGAUUAAAGGUGAAAUGGAAUACUGUUUAUCAGUCCUUUUUGGGUGACACUGGUUCUGCUGUACUUUGAUUUUGAUAUAAUUACAAUUCUUUUCUGGUCUUUCCU